ACUUCCGCAUUGGUUUAAGCUGAAAAUCGGCGGCUGGUUGUCCCUCUCUGUCAUUCGAUUGGACAGUGAUAAAGUAAUAACAAAAAGUUCUGUUUACUCAUCAAGCGACUGGACGAGGAUGGCGGGUGGAAAACCGUGUCGAGUUUGUAAUUACACACGCCAGAAAUCCAUUGGUUUGGCUGUACCGUCUAUAGAUGAACUCAAGAUAAAGGGUGGGGAGUCCCUUGGUUUCAAUCCGAGCUCCUCAGUCAGGGUGGUUCUUGAAGAAGAUGGGACAAUUGUGGAGGAUCAAGCCUACUUUUUGUGUUUACCACUCAACACAAAGUUUAUGCUUUUGGCUGAGAAAGAGACAUGGUCACCACUUAAAAAGAUGGAUGGUGGCACAGCGUGGAUGGCCCGGGACUCUGUGCUGAUGGACGCAGAUGAGGUGGAUGCUGCUGUUUUUCCCUGGGUGAGUUUGGCUCAGCGGCUGAAGGAGGACAUGGCAAGUGUCAUUCUCAUGGCAGAAGCAGAUUUACAGAUGUUAAUAGAUGUCCCUCACACUGAGCUGGCCUCUGCUCUGGGCUAUGAUGAGAAAAAGACCAAGGACCUUCAGGGGACACUGCAGGGAUAUUUGGACAGAAAGGAGGAGGAGAGACAGUCUAAAGAGCUGCUCCAGCUUUACUUUAAAACCAUCAAUCAAGGGCAAGACACUGAAAAUCCAGCUGAAUCUAGUGCGGCAGACCUGGAUGUCCCUGACGGGCUGGAGGUGGACUCAGUGUCUGGGUUCCCGACCCGGACAAUCAUGGUUCUGAAAGGAAAAACUAGCCCUGAAACCAGGCUCUCCACAGAAGACCUGCAGCUGGUGGUGAGCCGAGGAGUGGAAGCCAUGGAGCAGAUUUUGGGCUGGGACACAACCAGGACGUCAUCUCUGCUGGAGGCCUGUGAGACAGAGCUGAAGAAGAGACUUGAACAGAUCAAGGCAGUCCAAUUUCUCAGGACUAACUCUCAAAUUGACAGCAACCCAACAUAAAACAACAGAAGCACAGGACACAGCAGCCCAGGACAACCGAUAGAGGAACGCCUACACCUGAGAAAAGACUGAUUAAAGUUUAUAUUACUGCCUCAGGGUUGAAGGAAUGGGCUGUUACUUAUAAUUUCUGUGAGUUACGAAUGUUAAUAUUAUGUUUAUACCACUUUUUUAGCUGGUUUAGUCACUUGGAACUGGGUGAUUAGGUGCCAAAAACGAAUUACCACUUUGGAAACUUUUCAUAUUGUCUUUGUUAUGCAACGAUCAUGUGCCAUAAGUUUUUUGAACAUAUAUUUUUAUUAAGAAAUAUACCUUUGAAACUAUACUGUUUUUUUGCUACCUAUUAGGACCAAAGUAUGUAACUGACUUAAGAAAAUUACUUUCAACUUGAACUCUUUAUGUUUACUCUUCAGGUUUUGUUUAAGAAGAAAGUAUAUUUUGUUUUCCUGAGAGGGUUUUAAUGUAUUUUUUAGGAUGCAAUAAUGAGGGAAAUCAGCCAAACUUUUGAUAAUCUAUUUGAUAAGUUGAAUUAAUGGUCUAACUUUGUAUUUGUUUUGAUUGGACUGCAUCCUAAGGGUCAAACCACGGUACAGUUAAUCAUUGUAGUACCCCAGAUCUUGCACUACUUUUAAAUUGCAUUUUCCAUGUUUAUUUUCUCCAGCUUCAUAAAUAUGACGUAGUUACAUUUGGUACAUCAUGUUGAAUGGAGUUGUUUCACUGGAGAACUUGUCUGUGGUUGACGUAGGGGUAAUAUUACUAUGUACAUACAAAAGUUGCACUAAAGCAGUAUUUCUGGAUGAAUGCUCCUAUAAUCAUGUACCAUUGUAGAAGUUCUGCGUCUAUUGGCUGUAAGAUGCGGGGAAAAUGAGUCAUAGGUCACGUCUGCUGUCAACACGGGCAUCUCCUCAUAAAAUAAUGCAAAUCCCACUGUUUUGAUUUAAAAACGAUUAUCCAGCAGCUGUGUUUGUGCCACCAAAGUCUUGUAGUUGAAUAUUAGAUACAAGAAGCGUUUAUUGCUUGACUCUCUUCUUAUUUUUCAUAUUUUCGAAGUGACAGUGCCGAGACGACGCUGACAAAACAUCACAAAACUGAAACGCCA
Molecule: messenger RNA, 2108 nt
Organism: Periophthalmus magnuspinnatus
Lineage: Eukaryota; Metazoa; Chordata; Actinopteri; Gobiiformes; Gobiidae
Gene: dffa
Product: DNA fragmentation factor, alpha polypeptide
Exons: 6
Coding region: 119-1012 (297 amino acids)
Biological process (GO): regulation of apoptotic process; apoptotic process
Source: RefSeq, a predicted model, not a curated record